CNUGUUUUCCCUCUCAGUCGCGGGCGAAGUCGCCGUGUCUCCAAGUCCAUUGCUUUCAUUGUACCCUUGGCGAAGGAUCUUCACCGCCGCACCUCUAUCGCCACAAAACCCUUCUUCCUCUUUGUCUCCGUGGCUCUCACCGGCAGCCACUCAAUCAGCCCCCAACCGGAAACCACUUCACUCUCAUUCUUCCUCCAAAGUUUUAGUCUUUAGACGCCCAAAUCAAUUGCCUUUGGGUACUGAAGAAACAGGGAGGAAGAACUAGUGACCCAGUUUGGAGAUUCUUCAGAAUUUCUGGGUUUCUUUAAUCUUUGGUUCCUCUGUUUGAUUUCAUUGCUGAUUUCGUUAAGAGCCUCAAGGAAUGUGUAUUGGUUGGAAGUAUUAGACUUAGAGAUUGUCCAAAUGUUCUACCUUAGCCGAAUUGAGCACACACUGCGUGUGCCUCCAAGCAUGCUCCAUUUACCUAUCCUUGAUGCUAUUAAGGGGGAGCUGGAGAAACUGUUCCUGGAUAAGGUUGUUGCCAACUUGGGGCUCUGUAUUUCUGUUUAUGAUAUAAGAUCGGUUGAUGGGGGCUUUAUCUUUCCCAGCGAUGGUGCUGCAACAUACAAGGUUGUGUUCACAUUGAUUGUGUUUCGUCCAUACGCGGGGGAGAUAAUUAUUGGAAAAGUGAAAGAAUCAGAUGCAAAUGGUUUGCGAAUAUCACUUGGAUUUUUCGAGGACAUUUACGUUCCCAUCCAUCUUCUGCCGUCUCCAUCAGAAUUCAAGCCUGAUCCGAAAAAUAGCGGAAAACGCAGAUGGGUGUGGGACUAUGAUGGUCAACCAUACGACAUAUAUGAAACGGAUGAGAUAAAAUUUAGAAUACACAGCAUAGACUACCCAACAAUCCCGGUGGAUCAGCAGCCGAACGAGAGUAACUCAAAAUUCCAAAUGGAGGAGCAACCGAAAGAGAACGUUAACGUAAAACCAUUCGCUCCCAUGGUUGUUACUGCGACAAUCGACUAUGAUGGGUUGGGUCCUGUUUCGUGGUGGGAUGGUUCAGGAGAUGCCGAUGCCGAAGCCGAGGCCGAGGCAGAGGCUGAGGAAGAUUCCUAAGAUCACUUUCCCAUCUUUUUACUGUGAAAAAUUGCCAAGUUGGGAGAGUCGAGCAAAGUUCCUGUUGGCUGUUUUUCGGAUCCCGCUCGUAAAGUCUAAACAUUUGGGUCGAGUUGAAUGAGGUAUUUGAAAGGGUAAAGAGGGAAUGAAGUUGAAGUAGUGAUAAUUAUUAAGAAGCUUUAAAGAGAUCAAGGCGAGAAUCUGCUAAUCUAAGGGAAUAAGCAGCUUUCUUGUACUGAGCCCAAGUGAAAGGCUUAUAUAGAGAUUGGUGAUUGGGGGGUAUCAUUUCUGAUAGAGGUGCUAUCCAUGCAUUCAACGGUGGUGCCCCGAAGUACAUGAUUGACAUUCUUGCCUUCUUUGAGCUGUUUGCCAUUGCUCUAUGCCUCACACUUACAAAUCUCCCAUUUGUCAUUGCCUGUUGUGUUCAAAAACAAAAACAACAAAUCUCAAUAACCCAUUCUAUAAA
Molecule: messenger RNA, 1558 nt
Organism: Cucurbita maxima (winter squash)
Lineage: Eukaryota; Viridiplantae; Streptophyta; Magnoliopsida; Cucurbitales; Cucurbitaceae
Product: DNA-directed RNA polymerase III subunit RPC8
Exons: 9
Coding region: 403-1092 (229 amino acids)
Biological process (GO): transcription initiation at RNA polymerase III promoter; DNA-templated transcription
Cellular component (GO): RNA polymerase III complex
Source: RefSeq, a predicted model, not a curated record